This is a messenger RNA of Brassica napus (rape), 2268 nucleotides long. RefSeq names its product phosphoinositide phosphatase SAC7. NCBI's taxonomy places the organism in Eukaryota, Viridiplantae, Streptophyta, Magnoliopsida, Brassicales, Brassicaceae. Gene Ontology annotation, molecular function: phosphatidylinositol-4-phosphate phosphatase activity. The transcript is spliced from 20 exons. Gene Ontology annotation, cellular component: endoplasmic reticulum. Gene Ontology annotation, biological process: phosphatidylinositol dephosphorylation. The coding region runs from base 160 to 2040 and encodes 626 amino acids. The record is from RefSeq and is a predicted model, not a curated record.
UCAACCUGGUAACCUGAUGGAAUCGAACCCAGGGCAGCUGCCUUCUAAAAAUACGAGGUGGUCGACUUGAUUAAGGCAGAAUCAUUUCACGUUCGGACACGCAUAUUCCAUAAUUCAAUUCCUCUCCGACGUUUCCCGGCGAAAGCUUCAGAUCUCAGUAUGGAAUCUCGGAACAAAUUGCAUUCCCGUUUACGUCUAUGGGAGUUUCCCGAUCAGUACGUCAUCGAGCCAGCUGAUGGCUCAGGCGCUCCGUGUUUGGAUAUCAGCCGCGUCGACGCUUCCAUGAAGCUCAUCGAUCAAGUCUCGGAGUGCAAAUCCUUGCGUGUUCCUAAAAUCCAUUCCAUAUCUGGUGUGGUUGGGAUGCUGAAGCUUCUUGCAGGAUCCUACUUGGUGGUUGUGACGGAGACUGAGCGUGUUGGGUCGUUUCUGGGCCAUCCUAUUUUCAAAAUUACAUCGUUAAAAGUUCUUCCUUGUGACCAUUCACUUAAGAACUCGCCUGAAGAACAGAAAAAGAUGGAGACUGAGUUCUCCAAGCUGCUUAGCGUCGCAGAAAAGACAACUGGUCUCUAUUUUUCAUAUGAAGUUAACUUGACACUGAGCUCACAACGCUUGCAUGAUUUGGGUGCUGAGUCUAAGUCGCUUCCUCUGUGGAGACAGGCUGAGCCGAGGUUUCUUUGGAACAAUUACAUGUUGGAAGUUCUUAUCGAUAACAAGGUGAGUGUAUUUUGGAAGUUCUUUAAUCUUAUUUUUACAGCUCCUUGUUUUCGUACUUGCAGGAUAGCUUAUCUUUUUUUUUUCUUACGUUUGCAGCUUGACCAGUUCUUGCUUCCAGUAAUUCAAGGGAGUUUUAAUAGUUUUGAAACAGCUAUUGGAAAAGAUAUUGUUGACAUAACUCUAAUUGCAAGAAGAUGCACUCGGAGAAACGGUACGCGUAUGUGGCGAAGAGGAGCUGAUCCUGAUGGCUACGUUGCUAAUUUUGUGGAGACUGAGCAAAUUGUUCAGAUGAAUGGAUAUUCGUCAUCAUUUGUUCAGGUCAGAGGAUCCAUGCCUUUUAUGUGGGAGCAAAUUGUAGAUCUGACUUACAAGCCCAAGUUUGAGAUUGUCCAACCUGAAGAAGCCACGCGUAUAGCUGAGCGUCACUUUUUGGACCUAAGGAAAAAAUAUGGAUCAGUUUUGGCAGUUGAUCUUGUUAAUAAGCAUGGCGGUGAGGGACGCUUAAGUGAGAAGUUUGCUAGUGUUAUGCAGCACAUUACUGGGGAUGAAAUUAGAUACCUGCACUUUGAUUUCCACCGCAUCUGUGGGCAUAUUCAUUUUGAGCGCUUAUCAAUUCUGUACGAGCAGAUUGAGGGUUUUCUUGAACAAAAUGGGUACUUUCUGGUAAAUGAAAAGGGUGAUAAAAUGAAGGAACAGCUGGGUGUUGUCCGAACAAACUGCAUAGAUUGCUUAGACCGUACAAAUGUCACCCAGAGCAUGAUUGGUCGAAAGAUGUUAGAACUUCAACUCAAAAGGAUCGGUGUUUUUGGCGCUGAAGAAACCAUAAGCUCGCAUCUGAACUUUGACGAACGCUAUAAAAUAUUAUGGGCUAAUCACGGUGAUGACGUUAGCAUUCAAUACUCUGGUACUCCUGCACUUAAAGGAGAUUUCGUCAGGUAUGGGCAUCGGACUACCCAAGGUGUCCUUAAAGAUGGUUGGAGCUCCCUCGUACGCUAUUACCUGAAUAACUUUGCUGAUGGAACUAAACAGGAUGCGAUUGAUCUCCUGCAAGGGCACUACAUAGUUGCUAUGAGCCGAGACAUGGCCCCUGUGCCUCAAAAGGGAGGCCUCGAGGCUGUAGCCAAUUUCCCUGUGGCAUUGGCGGUGGUUCUGAUCAGUUUCUGGUUUGCAACAAUGUCUCUGAAACAAGCUGGGAGUGAUUAUAAGCAUAAGCACUUGUUCUUCUCGCUUCUGUGGACGGGCAUAUGUGUGGGCGUCGCAGCACUGGUUAGGGCCAAUGGGCGGAUCUUCUGCAACCGACCUCGUCUCCACAAGCCCAGAGGCUGAUUCAUCUUCUUCUCCAUUCGGGGGUGGCCAUUGUGAUCACUAACUACAACACGGGGCUCAAGUCAGAGCCAAAAGUUUUUUAAGUUUGUUAUUUUUUUUUGUAUCAAUGUUGGACCUUGUGACUCCAUCUAGAGUCAAUUGUCUCAGGUGGUGACACCGUACUAUUUAAGACUCCCAUAGCCACCAUUGACUCGGUAUAAUUACAAUUACACACACAUCUUUUUUUUA